Nymphalis io (European peacock) is the source of this 379-nucleotide messenger RNA. RefSeq names its product glycine-rich protein-like. The transcript is spliced from 3 exons. Lineage: Eukaryota; Metazoa; Arthropoda; Insecta; Lepidoptera; Nymphalidae. Bases 9 to 311 code for a protein of 100 amino acids. The record is from RefSeq and is a predicted model, not a curated record.
CAGUAAACAUGUACAAGGCUGUGCUUUUGGUCUGCGCUCUGGCGCUCAUGAUACAGUCCAUUGCUGGAGCUUGCAUUGGAGCUGGAUUGGCUGGCGCUCCCUUCGGUGUUGCUGGUCCUCUGGGUCUCGCUGAACCCUUUGGUGUCGCAGGACCGUUGGGUAUUGCUGAGCCGUUUGGUCUGGCCGAACCUUUCGGUCCAGGUCCACUAGGCGCUCCUUACGGAGCAUACGGUGCUUACGGUCUCGGCUACGGCAUCGGCCCCUACGCUGGACCUUUCCAUGCUGGCUAUGGAUACGGCGCACUCAUAUAAUCUAAGUGCAGAUAUUUCUGUCAAUUCUUUCCAUUCGAUAUCUAUUUUGGAGUAUAUACUCAACUAUA